Messenger RNA from Salpingoeca rosetta, 8595 nucleotides. RefSeq lists its product as uncharacterized. The record is from RefSeq and is a predicted model, not a curated record. The transcript has 16 exons. The coding region runs from base 1 to 8595 and encodes 2864 amino acids. Gene Ontology annotation, biological process: replication fork reversal; interstrand cross-link repair; double-strand break repair via synthesis-dependent strand annealing. Gene Ontology annotation, molecular function: four-way junction DNA binding; four-way junction helicase activity; 3'-5' DNA helicase activity. Lineage: Eukaryota; Choanoflagellata; Craspedida; Salpingoecidae.
AUGGAGACGUCGUCCAAGAGUGCCGUGGGUGGCGGCACUGAUGAGGACGGUCUGCCCAUGAUCGACAGCUCCAUCGCAGAGCGAAGCUAUCAGUUCUCCAUGACCAAACAAUGCUUGCUGAAGAACACGCUGGUCACCUUGCCCACAGGCCUCGGCAAGACGUUCAUCGCUGCGGUUGUGAUGUACAACUUCUACCGCUGGUACCCGACUGGCAAAGUCGUGUUUAUGGCACCGACAAAGCCGCUCGUGGCGCAGCAGGUGCAGGCGUGCUUCCGCAUCAUGGGCUUUGACCGCGAAGACGUGUGCGAGAUGACGGGCAACAAGCGGCCCGCACUCCGUAAGAAGCUCUGGCACCAAAAGCGCGUCUUCUUCCUCACUGCCGAAGUGUUGCAAAACGACCUGCGACGUGGCUCGUGUCCCGCCAAAGCGUUUGUCUGCCUCGUCGCCGACGAAGCACACCGUGCGCUCGGCAACCAUGCAUACUGUAACGUCGUGGAGGUCCUGUGUUCGCACACGGAGCGGCUGCGCAUCAUCGGCCUCUCCGCGACACCGGGGGACACCAUCGCCACCGUCCAGCAAAUCAUCACAAACCUCCGGAUAAGCCACAUUGAACUGCGGAGUGAAUCGUCCAUCGACAUUCGUCCAUACACCAACCAGCGCAAGGUUGAGCUGGUUGUGAUCAAGCCGAGUGGCGAGGUGUCUGAGUUUCAGCCCACCAUUGACAAGAUGCUGGGCACAUUCCUUGAUCGCCUCACACGCGCACGCGCCAUCCGCAAAAUGAACCCGAGCAAAGUGUCCUCGUUUGCACUCCUGAAAGCGCGGGAUCUGUUUCGCAGGGGCAACACCGCAACGUCUGCCGCGUACGUCCACCAAUGCGUUGUUGAGGGUGACUUUGCGAUGGCAAUCUCGCUGGCGUAUUCGUGCACGAUGCUGCGCACACACGGCGUCACGCCCUUCUACCGCUCCAUCACAUCCUAUCUCAACGGCGAGAAGAACCCGCGACUCGGUCAGCAGAUGAAGAAGAGCCAGGAAGUGAUGAACAUGGUGGCCAAGCUGAAGAAAAUUGUGGAAGGUGCGAUCGACACACGCGCUGUGUUUGAUGGCUGUGUUUCGUCGCUGUGCGUUGGUCCGCCCUCAUGUUGUCGCUUGUACGGCCACCCGAAGUUGGAGAAGCUGGAGGAGAUUGUGACGAAGCACUUUCGCGAAACGAAGCACAAGGACACGCGCGUGAUUGUGUUUUCGUCCUAUCGUGACUCUGUCGUGGACAUUGUGAACGUUCUCGGGAAACACAAGCCCCUGAUUCGCGUUGCGUCGUUUGUCGGCCAGGCGUCUGGGAAAUCCAAAUCGAAAAAGGGCCAGAAGCAAAGCGAGCAAAUUGCGGUUGUGAGCAAUUUCCGCGCCGGUGUCCACAACACACUCGUUGCAACGUGUGUUGGUGAAGAGGGGCUUGACAUUGGGCACGUUGAUCUCAUCAUCUGCUUCGAUUCCAAAGGCUCGUCCACGCGCCUCAUCCAGCGCAUGGGCAGAACAGGGCGAAAGCGGAAUGGGCGCAUCGUGCAGCUGUUGUGCGAAGGGUCGGAGGUGAACAACUACCGGCGCAGCACAGCGGCGAGCACCAACAUUCGCCAGGCCAUUGUCAAUGCCGCAAAGAAGUUCCAGCUGUACCCGCAUAACCCGCGCAUGCUGCCACCGGGAACAACGCUGCAGGUCCGCAAAUUCUCAUUCACACCCAUCACCCACGACUGGGCACCGCCAAGCCAGGACAACCCAAAGCAGCAGGGGAAGCAGAAGGCGGCGAGGAAGAGGAAGGGGAGGAGAGGUGCUGGGUUGGAUCUGGACGACGACGACGACGGCUUUGAUGGCGAUGAUGAUGAUGAUGAUGAUGAUGGUUAUGAUGAUGAUGAUGCUGGUGGUGGUGGUGGUGGUGGUGGUGGUGAUCGUGGCAUGGACGGUGGUGCUGUGGCGAGUGCUGAGGAGCUCCGACGACAGGCGCGGCGAAGGCGACGGGCAGCGGCGGCAGUGAGGGCGCACAUGGAGGCAUCAGGCGGUACAGCAGACACGGACCACACCGACGAUGAUGACGGCGAUGACGCCGAUGACUAUGGUGGUGUCGAUGGUGGGGGAGGGGGUCGGAGAGGAGGUGCAGUGGGACGGCAGCGCCAGGCGAAAGCAACAGCACGCACGAAGGCCAAGGGAAAGAAGAACAAGAAGAAGAAGAAGAAGAAGAAGAAGAAGGCCCCCAUGUUGGAUCUUGAUCUCGGCACGCAGGUAGAGGGUGUUGACGCCGAUGUCGAUGAUGAUGAUGGUGACGACGACAACGCUGAUGAUGACGAAAGUGGUCGUGGCGAUGGUGAUGGUGAUGGUGAUGGUGCGAGUGCUGGUGGUCCAAACCAACCCGCUACUGCUACUGCCACUGGUGGUGGCGGUGGGUUGUUCACGGAAGUGUCCCCACAACGGCCGGGGCGGCUUCACACAUCCUCCUCAACAGCAGCAGCAGCAUCAUCAGCGUCGUCGUCGAUGUCUCGCACGCCGUCCCCUGCAGCAAGGAAGGAGCGACGCCAGCAGCGCCAAUCGCGCAACUCAGGGCCAUCACGAUCACGAUCACGAUCGCGAUCACGAUCACGAUCACCGGUCAAGCGGGCAGCGCCAUUACCGAAGAAAGGCCGUGGUGGCAGUCGACGGAGCGCAGACAGCAAGGCCAAGCAGGCCAAGCAGGCGAGGAAGACAGCCACGAACAGUGGCAAAGGCGACAACGGUGGCAAUGAUGAGGAUGAUGGCAAUGAUCGGGAUGAGCUGCCGGUGUCGCUGCUCUUCUCAACAACAACAGCAGCGGAUAUCGUAGGCGCAAACGCCACCACAUCCACCAAUGCUGACGUCGAUGCCGGCGAGGGCCAUGGCGGUGAGAGCACGAACGCUGCUGACGCCCAGCAUGUCACUGCUACUGCUGCAUCUGCUGCGUCUGCUGUGCAGGAUGAUGAUGAUAGUGGUGGGGGUGGGGGUGGUGGUGGUGGUGGUGGCCGUGAGGACGAUGGUGGUGAUGAUGGGCAGGUGUUUGAUUGGGAGUGGGAACCGCCUUCGCCUCCAAUGACCCCGCUGUCAGUGACAGAUACGUCUCCGUCGAAAAACCACCGCAACGGUGGGAGUGACCGCGGUGGUGCAGGUGCUGUUGUUGUUGUUGGUGGUGGUGAUGCUGAUAGCCGCAGCAUUGGCGGCAGCAUCGGCGGCAGCAGCAGCAACCAGCAACGCCGCAAUCGCAGCCCGCCGCGCCAUCACCAGCAGUCGCCGCUUCGUCGCUGCAUCACUACAGCACCGGCACCGGCACCGACAUCACCUUUGUCUUCCUCUGUGUCUCGCGGUGCGCGUGUGCUCGCACUUCUGCCAAAGUUUCCCGGUUUGCAGUCGCGCGCUGUUAAUGGCGGUGGCGAUGGCGGUGAUCGCGCAGCAGUGCAGGAGCAAGACAGGCAGCGGCGGCAGUGUGGUGCGAGAACAGACACGGUGCAGCGCAGCACACGCCCCCGCCCGAGCAUUGGAGGCGAGCAGCACAGCAUCUCGCGCGCUGGAAGGGCAACCGUCAUCCACAGCGCAGCCAGUGCCGCUGACAUUGACGGCAUCGACACGCUCAAUCAUGACGACGACCUUGAACAACAACAACAACAACAACAGCAGCAGCAGCAGCAGUUUUCACCGCUGUCAUCGCGUUAUUCGUGCGGUUCCUCCACUGUGUCUUCCUCGGAAUCUUCACCAGCGUCAUCAUCAUCGUCGUGUGCAACAGCAACCGCAGCGCUGCCACAUGUGCUGUGGCCGUCGCUUGCAUCGUGGCAGAGAGACGUGUUUGCACUUGCACUGCAUGAGGUGGCAGCAGAGACGCGUGUGCGGAAUGCUGAGUGUCGUGGCGUGGAGAAGCAUGGUGAUGCUGAUGAGAGUGGGGAUGGUGUACAUGACAGCAUGGCUUGCGCAAUCAAGGCAGCGAAGGUGCAUGAAAACCAACAGCAACAACAACAACAACAACAACAACAACAACAACAACAACAACAACAACAACAACAACAACAACAACAACAACAACAACAACAACAACAACAACAACAAGCGCUGAGUGCGCUUGGGCUGGAAGGCGCAUCUGAUUUGCAGUUGUUGUCGCUUCUCGACACUGAUGAGGAGAAUGACAGCGAGCGAGAACAAGAGUUGGACGCCGCAAGCAAGGGUGGUGCAGACGCGGCAACUGCAGAGGUGACUGGUGGCAUCCCACUUGAUGAUGAUGGUGGUCAGCAUGAGGGGGAGGAGGAGGAUGAUGGUGACAACAGGUCACAGACUGUUGUGUCCAUGAAGCCCCACUUGGAGGCGCUGCUGAUGGCGUCCGACAGUGACGACGAUGACAGCUACAACAGUGCAGGUGGUGAUGGUGGUGAUGGUGGGGAAGGGGCGAGUGAAUGCGUGAGUGUACACGAUGGCAUCUCUGCACAUGUCGAUGAUCAAACAGCACCAACAGCAGCCGUCCAUCCAUCGCCACCAUCAACAGCAGCUAUUCAUGCAGCAACAACAGCAACAGGAACUGGGCAGCCAUUGCCUCACACCACCGCUCAUGAUGAUGACGAUGACGAUGACGAUGAUGACUCGUUCUUCGCAGAUGCGGCGAUUUUGAAUCAAAUUGAGCAGCAAGAGAUUGCAAUGGGCAUUCGGGAUCUCCUGGACGACACCGACGAUGACCAUGAUGAUGAUGAUGAUGAUGAUUAUGAUGAUGGUGAUCAUGGUGGUGGUAGUGGUGAUGGUGAUGAUGAGAAGAAACAACGUGGGUUGGAGACGAGCCAGCAGUUUGCAGACAGCCCUCGUGCUGGCAACAUGAGUGAAACCACCACCAGCGUGGCUGUGCUUGAUCAAGGCACGACCACGAUGACCACCAUCCUUCAUCACCCCAGUGCGGCUGUGGGCAUGAAUGAUGAUGAUGAUGAUGAUGAUGAUGUGAAGGAAGAUGUGGCGGUUGCUGUUGACGAUGAUGAAGCAGAGGCACAGGCUGCUAUUGCCGCUGCCCUUGCAGCCGGCACAGACACCAGCGAUGAGGAGGAGGGCAGUGGUGGUGAUGGUGGCGGAGGUGAUGAAGAUGGUGACGGCAACGCUGGUUUUGAAGGAACGCCAGAGCCGAGCUCCACAUUCCGGGCACACGCGCUCCUGGAUGAUGAUGACGAUGACAAUGAUGAUGAUGAUGAUGCAGCUGCUGCUGGUGCUGGGGAUGAUGACGCUUUACUUGCUGCUGAGGUUGACAAUGUGGAGCAGCUCUGCAACAACGGCAACGAGGUUGGUGUUGGGCUUGAACCCGGCACAGCAGCAGCGAUAACAACGGGCGUACCACUCACAAACGCUGAGAUGAACGACAACAGUCACAACAAUCACAACACGCCCUCCACGCCUGUCGCCACGGCCUCUGCAGCCACGACGCCGUCCCCUGUCGUGCUUCGCCCAGCGCAGCGCCAGCGCGCCAUGUUCCUGCACGACUCGCAAUCACCAUCGCAGUCCCCGGCUGCGAACAACGGUCGUGGAACGCAGCGACAGCAGCGACAGCAGCGACAGCAGCGACAGCAGAACGGGUUGAGCCAGUCUCCACAGUCACAGCACCGGCAGCAGCAAGGCCGUCGGAGGGUGGUGGUGGCAGCAGCACAUGACACGGAUGAGGACAGCUCACCCGAGAAAUUGGCAAAUGUCGUGAUUCGGGCAUCUCGCACGAGCAAUGGAAACGCGGACAAGAAGAAGAAGACCGCAGUGUUGGCUUCGACAAACGACCACAAGGCACGACGCCGGCGUCAUGUUGGUGGUGGUGAUGGUGAUGGUGGUGGUAGCACAGGUAACAGUGGGAAGAGCAGGCGACGGAUGCGUGUAUCAACCCGCAGCAGCAGCAACAGUCGCGGCGCUGCGCGGUACUGGCUGGACGACGAAGCGGAGGAGGGGGACGACGACGAUGAUGAUGAGGUGGCGGCGCUGAUGGAGCAGGAGAGGCAACGGCGCAGGCGGACGAGGGACAAGAAGCAGAAGAAGCAGAUGAUGAAGAUGAAGAAGAAGAAGAACAAACAGACGAGGGAAUCGAAAGGCGGUGGUGCUGACGAUGACGAGGAUGACGAGGAUGAUGAUGACUUUGAGAGUCCAGGAUGGAAGGUGAAGAGAAACAGUCGUAAGGGCAGCAAAGAUGAUGGCGACGAUGAAGAACAACAUGGUGAAGAAUAUGAUGACGAAGAUUAUGAUGAUGACGAUGAGGAGGAAGGCAUGAUUGACGUGAACAAGUACGAUUCACAGGACAGUUUCAUUGAUGAUGCGUCCUCAUCACAGCAGCUCACCCCCGGCGAAACAAGCACGCGCCACCGCCGGCGCCGUCGCAGCAGCAACCCUGCCACGCCACCAACAACCCAGGGCAUGGCUGCCAUCUAUCGCCAGUCGCUCGUGUCGCCAUCGGUGGGGGGACCCAGCAGGCACGUGCCGCGUGGUCAGCGAGGAGCAGUGCGUGGCGGGUCGAGGCGCGGGCUGUUGUCCCAGGUGUGCGGGAACAUGCGGCUGAGCCGGGUGGGGCCAAUGCCAAACCUGCAGCGAUACAUGGCACUGGCAGAUGCCCUUGAAGGCGGUGGUCGUGGCACUGCUCGUGGCCUGCGCAAUCGCAGUGCUGGUGGUGGCGAUGAUGGUGAUGGCGACGAUGGUGAUGGUGAAGGGGAGGAUGGGAGCGCGUUUGUGGGCACCUUCUUUGGAGAUGAAGACGAGGUGGUGUGCACUGCAGGUGACGGCGAUGCCGACCUCGACAGCUACGACGAAGGAGACGGGUUUAUCGUGCACGCCGACGAAGAGGAGGAGGACGCGCUGCUGUGGGGCGCGGCGGAGGAAGUGGAGGGUGUGGCCCGGGCAACCGGCGAAGCUGACGCUGAUGAUGAUGAUAGACGUGGUGGUGGGGGUGGUGGUGGGGGUGGUGGUGGGGGUGGUGAGGAGGCGGUGGAUGGUGGGGAUGGUGUGAGUGAUCGGGGAAAUAGGCAUGCAGGAGCAGCAGCAGUACAGACGCGGCUGAAGGAGGCUUGCAAGGAUGCUGAUGAUGCUGAUGAUGAUGGCGUGGGCAGAUUGGGAACGGCAGUAACAACGGCAACAGUGGCAACAGUGGCGAGGGCGGGGAAGAAGGCAGACCACACCAGCGCGCGCGGUGAUGGGGAUGGGCAGGUGAGAAAGCGGGCAAAGCGGGAUGAAAGGAAAGGCAUGCGUAUCGGUCUGGAAACAGUUGCCGAGGGUAACAAUGAGCACGGAGGUGAUGGUGGUGGCGAUGGUGGUGAUGGGGGUGAUGGUGGUGAUGUGAACGUGGACGCCAUGCUGCAGUCCCUCAAGUUUACUGGAAGAGGAAUGCACACGGAUGCACCAGCGGUGCCGUCUUCGGCAACCGCGAAGCGUGGGACAGCGACCGCGAAGCGUGGAGCAACGACGGUCGUAUUGACUACGGCUGCUUCAACAUCCUGCGUGGUGCCAUCAUCGUCAUCAUCGUCAUUAUCGUCAUCAUCGUCAUUAUCGUCAUUAUCGUCGCCGUCGAAACGACCGCGCCGUGCCCUCAACUUGCGCACGCGGGCCCGAUCCCAGCGAGGUGGUGGAGGUGGUGAAGGUGGCAGCGGUGGCAGCGGUGGUGGUGGUGGUGGUGAUGGAGGUGCAGGUGGAGGUGGUGGUGCAGGUGAUGGAGAGGAAGGUGAUGGAGGUGAUGGUGGUGCCGCACGUGUCAAGCAGGAGGCAGAUGACCACGUACAGCACCAGCAACACGUACAGCAACACGUACAGCAACACGUACAGCAACAGAAGAAGGAUACGAAGCGGCCUGGCAUGGCUCCUGCGUUGCGCCGAGACCUCGAGCAGCGCGGGCUGGUGACGGCGGUGCAGGAGGGGGCGUGUGUCUUCAUCAACACGCGGCAACUACAGUCAAAUGGCGAGGUGAUUUCGCACCUGCGCGACCACCACCACCUCGACACGUGCGUUGUUGCGAUGGAUGCGAGGUCGCCGUCGUUUGUGCUGAGCACGCGCAUGGCUGUGCUCCGCCUGGCCCAGGCUGACGUAAUCGGCUGGAGCAGCAGGCCUGCCCUGCGUGAUUUGGUACUUGCCAGCGUGGCUGCGUACGACCGCUUCUACGUGAUUGUCGAGUACCAACGCGACAAGAACGCCGCCAAGGGCCGGCAUCGCCAGAAGGGUGCACACGAAGAGCUGCCCGUCCGCCACCGCUAUGAAGCGCACAAGGCGUACCACCACCACCUGGCCCAGCUGACACACGUGCGGGCAAUUGUCAUCACGUCGCUGUCGCCUUCAGACACGGCCGCGUUUGUGACGCAGCUCAUGCAGGGCGAACUCGGUAAAGGUCUCGCCCUCACGCGCACGUUUGCAGACGCCUGCGCACACUCCCACACCCAGCAGUUAUCACAGGUGCUUGAGCUUGUGUCUGGGUGCGGGUGGCUGACUGCCAGCAUGCUGGCUGUGCUGGCGCCGUCAUGGGAUGACAUCUUGGCCAUGGACGCACGAGAGAUUGUCGCUCGUGUUGGCUGCAAACCCCAACACGCCCACGCCAUUGUCAGGGGGCUCGCACACAAGUUUAUUCCCGAAUAG